AUGAAUUGGUGGUGGUCAUCAGACUCCAAGUCAGUCGCCUCAGAUACCUCUGAUCAACCACCAGCAUCGGCGUCUAAAACAGAAGAUUUGUCAUCCACGUCUCGAAAUACGGCUGAAAUUGGUACAAAGUCUGGUGCCAAUACCGACACCGUAGAGAAUGAGCUAGCACAGUACUUGCCAGGCUUUGCGCCUUCGCAGUCAGCCACUUCAGAAGCGCACAGUGAUGCAGGGCGAGAACAACCACGGCAAACGGCAUUCGAGGAAUCAGUUUAUCCAGAGACGAUGUCAUGCCGGGAUGCUUUCGACCAGGCCAUGCACUGCCGAGGACCGGGCGGUCAAUUCCUCAAUCUAUACCGAUACGGAGAAUUCAGACAAUGCAGCGAACAGUGGUCGCAGUUCUGGUUCUGCAUGCGCACAAGGACCAAGCCGGCCGCCGUCAAGCGCCAAUUGAUCAGAGACUUCUACAAGCAAAAGGAGGAGGCCAAGUAUGCAGGCAAGCCAAGCAGCGAGGAUGUUUGGGAGGAGAGGGAGACUCGGCUUGUGAGAGCAUUUGAUGCAGAUCUCAGCCAAGUGGACACAUUACCGCUGGAAGACACUCGAGAACGAAGACGUCAAGCGAGGAUGGCUGCUGAUGCAGCAGGAAGUUGA
Molecule: messenger RNA, 648 nt
Organism: Verruconis gallopava
Lineage: Eukaryota; Fungi; Ascomycota; Dothideomycetes; Venturiales; Sympoventuriaceae
Exons: 1
Coding region: 1-648 (215 amino acids)
Source: RefSeq, a predicted model, not a curated record